AUGAAGAUCAGCCUUCUUGCACUUGCCGCUAUGGCCUUCAGCGCCGAUGCUUUCUCUACCGUCAACACACAACAGACUGGAUCCAAAAUUGCCGACCAGCUGAAGGACCGCGCUUACAUUACACGUGACAUCAAGAUGCCCGACCCAGUUCCUGAAGAAGGCCAAAAGGAGGCCCUCGAAUUGAUGAAGUCUGGAAAGCUGUAUCGUUACAACAUCGCCAAGGGUGAAGACAGCGUUGUCAGCAUGUGCGAGAAGGAGAUUGCCGACUACACUGGCUUCAAGUACUGUGUAGCCCUCAACUCGUGCGGAUCAGCACUUAUGCUUUUGUUGAAGACCACAGGUCUUGAACCAGGAGGCAAGGUUUUGUCUAAUGCCUUCACGUUCGGAGCUGUCCCAUCUGCCAUUGAGCACGCCAGAGGAAAGGCCGUGUACGUUGAGUCCAACGCCGACCAUGUCAUGAACACUGUCGACCUUGAACUUAAGCUCAAGGAGAACCCAGACUGCAAGCACGUUCUUGUGUCGCACAUGCGUGGAAAGCUAGCUGAUAUGGACAAGGUUGCCGAGCUUUGUGAGAAGUACGACGCCAUCCUUCUUGAGGACUGCGCUCACUCUCUUGGUGUAUACUGGAAGGGAGAACACUCUGGACACAAGGGUAUCGCCUGUGCCAUCUCCAGUCAAUCUUACAAGAUGAUCAACUCUGGAGAGGGAGGUUUCUUGUUGACAGAUGAUGAGGAAAUUGCUGCCCAAACCGCCGUUAUCGCCGGUGCGUACGAAUCCUUGAACUCCAAGCACAAGACUGUUCCAGGACCAGAAUAUUUCGAAGGAAAGUCCGUCGCACUUCCCAACUACUCCAUCCGCAUGAGCAACUUGGCCGCCGCCGUCGUCCGUCCUCAGAUCAAGACAUUGGAGCCAAGAAUCGAGAAGUACAACAAGCGAUACAACGACUUGGUGGCCAAGUUGGAGGCCGCCGUCGGUGAUCACAUGUACAUUCCUCAAUUGACGCCUGGAGUAACUCGCAUGGUCCACGACUCUAUCCAGUUCAACUUGGACCCCAAGUUCACACCAACAAUGAUUGAAGAAUUCUUGAAGGAGUGCGGUGACCACGGACUUCCCGUCGAGCUUUUCGGACACAAGACCAACGCCAGAAACUUCAUCAACUGGGGAUUUGCUCCCGCUGAUGAACCACUUCCAGAGACCGCUGAUAUGUUGAAGACUGCGUGUGAUUGCCGUAUGCCUUUGCAAUGGGACGAUGAAGACUUUGAAGAUUUGGGUAAUGUCAUCAUUGAGAGCGUUGAAGCCGUUCUUGCGAAGCACGACAUGCUGUAA
Molecule: messenger RNA, 1326 nt
Organism: Cylindrotheca closterium
Lineage: Eukaryota; Bacillariophyta; Bacillariophyceae; Bacillariales; Bacillariaceae
Source: the annotation of a GenBank genome assembly